This is a messenger RNA of Ambispora gerdemannii, 444 nucleotides long. NCBI's taxonomy places the organism in Eukaryota, Fungi, Glomeromycota, Glomeromycetes, Archaeosporales, Ambisporaceae. The record is from the annotation of a GenBank genome assembly.
AUGUUGCAUCCAACGAAAUGUCAAAAAUAUUCAAGAAAGACUUAUGAAACAAAGUUUGCACAUCAGUAUAUCAAAAAUGUAUCUAUCAACGAUGACUCUGAAGGUUAUUCUGAUAUUGACAAUGCUUCUUUUCAUGAUGAGCUGGAUGAUUAUGACAAUGUUGAUAGUUUUUCUGUUCAUGAUGAGCCAGUGGAAAAUGAUAAUGCUGUAAGCAUUGUUAAAAAACUUCAAGAAGCAGCAAAAGAAUAUUAUCAGGAACAUGCUUCUCACGAAGCACAUAGACUACGUUACAUAGGAAACUCAAGAACUAUUACGUUGCAUACCUUUUGGAAUGUCAAGAGAUCUGUCAAGGAAGUUGAUAAGAAGCUGGCUGACGAAACUAAUGUAAAAGCAAAUGAUGAUAUUGGCAGACAAUCAGAUAAUGAGGAUGAGGAUUGCAAUUGA